AUGGUAUCCAUGUCUUCCGAGUGCCACACUUACACAGCAUUCAAUGAGAGUCCAGAGUCUAUACAGAGAGAGUCUGCUACUGUUUCCAGGCAGCAAACAGUCGAGUAUGACAGCGAGACAAAACUCGAGAGCGAGAGCGAGGUCGAGGUCAAGGAAUCGACUAGCAGAGAGCGUCGCCUCCUGUUGACAUCAGCGGCCAAGCGAGGAAGCCUUGUUACUCGAGGAGCCCAGCGGAGACAAGGACACAGUAAUGCCAGGGAGCGUCAGGUAGACUCUCUUCUGUCUGCUCUGGAGUGUAAAGCUGUUGGUGCUGGUGGAGUUGUUGUUGUUGAAGGUCGAGGGAGAAAGUCGAAGGGCGAGAAGGCGGAAGAUAAGAAGAAGAAAGAGAGUUUCCCUCGCGUGUUAUUCGGUUUUGGCGGUUGCCUGAUGGGAAAAGUGGGUCCUUCCUUCCUCAAACUCUCUUUCGGCGUCUCGGCGCUGCGGCUCCGGGAAGGUUGCUUAGAAGAAGGAAAAGGGCGAAGACGAGGGAAGAGAGAUGGCAGAUUGCUGUGUUGGCGAGUGAAGGACGCUGCCCGUGGAGAUGAGGAGGAUGGCGGUUGGCAGCUGUGUCGAACGGUGGAGAACCAACUCGUUAUCUCCGCCAACUCGAAGAGGCCAGUUCUCUCCUUCGCUGCUUCAUGUUGCAAAAGAACUUGCAUCCUUCGCCAGUUUCUUGAGGUCUCGUUGGCCCGGGAAACCAGCUGCGCUUCCCCCUUCGGCCAACCAACGUCUCGCUCGUCCGUGGGCGGGAUGCACUUUGAGACAGCACCUGGGCGGCAGUCACUGCGUAACCCUUGUCAGGGGGUCGGACAGUUGUAA
This is a messenger RNA of Nannizzia gypsea CBS 118893, 858 nucleotides long. RefSeq lists its product as hypothetical. The transcript is spliced from 5 exons. NCBI's taxonomy places the organism in Eukaryota, Fungi, Ascomycota, Eurotiomycetes, Onygenales, Arthrodermataceae. The record is from RefSeq and is a predicted model, not a curated record. The coding region runs from base 1 to 858 and encodes 285 amino acids.